UCAGACAAAACUCAAAAGUCUUCAGUUUCAUACUUGGGGCCUUGAGGAGGGGGGUUUGGUUUUUUUUAUCAAAUAAAAAAAAUGGGAAGUAAUUAGCUAAUAAAUAAAUAAAAUAAAAGGAUCAGAGUGAGUGAAAUGGAGAUAGAGAGAGAAAGAAGCUUUCGUUUCCCUUCUUCCAUUAAUACAAAGCAAUCCUACUCACAAAGCUUUUAUUCAUCUCUACUUCAGUUUCUCUUGUCCUCAUUUUUCAUCUGAUAAUUAAAACCGCUAAAACAAACCCAUUCUCAUUUUCAUCUUUAUAAUCGAAUCAAAAAGUUUCGAUUUUUUUUUUUUUUUUUUUUUUGUUUUAAAGAACCCAGAAGAAGAAGCUCUGUUCUUGUUCUUUAGUGUGUUAUCUUUUUUCUUUUUUUUUUCUGGGGGAGGGGUUAUUUAGGGGGUGGAGAAUCUGAGUGUUUGGAUUUACAGAAAAGAUUAAAAGGAAAGAGAGUUAUAUUGGGAAUUAUAAAGCUACCAUAUUGGGAUUUGUUGUGUUUUUAUUUUUUUAUUUUUAUUAAUGAGAGAAGACCAGAAAUUAUUAAAUUUCCAAACUCUGUGUUCCCUUUCGUGGAUUAGGAUUUGUUUAUAAAAAGAUCUCUAAUUUCAGAGAGAUUGACUAGACCAAGACCAAGAACAAGAACAAGAACAAGAAGAAGAGUGUAGAUAAGAAGAAGAAUGUGGUGGUGGUGUUCUUCAACUAAAGGUCGUUCGAAUCUUGAGAGGUUUCUUUUAGGAAUCACUCCUAAGCCUCCUUCCUUCUCUCUUCCUCAGGAACAUGGAAAGGAUGAGGUUGAAUAUUUCAGGCUUGGUGAUCUCUGGGACUGUUACGAUGAGCUGAGUGCAUAUGGAUUUGGAUCGCAGGUCGAGUUAAGCAAUGGUGAAACUGUUAUGCAGUACUAUGUCCCGUAUCUAUCAGCCAUCCAAAUCCACACUAACAAACCCGGCUUGAUUUCCAGGAACCAGAGUGAGGUGGUUGAAUCUGAGAGUAGCGAGUGUUGGAGCGAUAGUGAGAGUGAAAAGUUGCUGUCAAGGUCAAUGAGCAAUGAUUCGAGCAAAACAUGGGAUGCUGUCUCUGAAGAUUCGGUUUCUGAUCCGGAUGCUACACUACUGCUGAAAGAUAGACUUGGUUACCUUGACUUUAAGCACAUCGAAAGAGAUCCUCCCUACAAGCGGGUUCCCUUAACCGACAAGAUAAUUGAACUGGCGGAGAAGUAUCCUGGACUCAUGACCUUAAGGAGUGUCGAUAUGUCUCCUGCAAGUUGGAUGGCUGUUGCGUGGUACCCUAUAUAUCACAUCCCAGCAUGCAAGACUGAGAAAGAUCUGACGACAGGCUUCCUAACUUAUCACACUCUUUCUUCGACUUUUCAAGCUGCAGAUAAUGUGGUGGAAGGAGAUCAAAGCAACAACAAAGACCAGGAAGAAACAGAAGAGUGUGAUGAAGAAUCUGUUGUCAACAAGAGAAUCCCAUUGCCUCCAUUUGCUUUAGCUAGUUACAAAAUGCAAGGUGAUCUUUGGAGCAAGACAGGAUUUGACCAAGACCGGUUGAGUUAUCUUCAAAAGGCUGCAGAUUCAUGGCUCAAACAGCUCAAUGUUGAUCACCAUGACUAUAACUUUUUCAUAAACUCGAGCUUCUAAAAGGGUCUUCGUAGCUCGUUUGUUUAUCGUUUCUCCAAAAAAAAAAAAAAAACAACCGUAACCCCUGAACAUUUCUUUCUUGUUUCAAGCUCCUAUCCUCUCUGCUUCUCUGUGUUUCUUCUCUUCUUUUUGUUUUUCUUUUGUCUGGCCCGUUGUGUUGUUUUAGGUAGCAACCGCCAUCGCGGAGCUUUUCCUCCUGUUGCAAGCCAAUCAUGGAAGUAUCUAAGAAAGAAAACAUUUUUUUUUUA
Messenger RNA from Camelina sativa (false flax), 1919 nucleotides. Lineage: Eukaryota; Viridiplantae; Streptophyta; Magnoliopsida; Brassicales; Brassicaceae. The record is from RefSeq and is a predicted model, not a curated record.